Messenger RNA from Zygosaccharomyces rouxii, 1713 nucleotides. It is a transcript of the gene ADE2, whose product is annotated as phosphoribosylaminoimidazole carboxylase ADE2. Lineage: Eukaryota; Fungi; Ascomycota; Saccharomycetes; Saccharomycetales; Saccharomycetaceae. Gene Ontology annotation, biological process: 'de novo' IMP biosynthetic process. The record is from RefSeq and is a predicted model, not a curated record. Gene Ontology annotation, molecular function: metal ion binding; ATP binding; phosphoribosylaminoimidazole carboxylase activity. The transcript has a single exon. The coding region runs from base 1 to 1713 and encodes 570 amino acids.
AUGAAUUCGCAAACUGUUGGUAUACUUGGUGGUGGCCAAUUGGGUCGUAUGGUUGUUGAAGCUGCUAAUAGAUUAAACAUCAAGACUAUUAUAUUAGAUGCACCAAAUUCCCCAGCUAAGCAAAUUAAUGCGUUAAAUGAACAUGUAGAUGGUUCAUUCUCAAAUCCAGCUGAUAUUGAAAAAUUAGCUGAAAAAUGUGAUGUCUUGACAGUUGAAAUUGAACAUGUCGAUGUGCCCACUUUGAAGAAACUACAAUCAAAACAUCCUAACCUAAAAAUUUAUCCAUCUCCAGAAACCAUUGGUUUAAUUCAAGAUAAGUAUGUCCAAAAAAACCAUUUAGUGGCCAAUAAUAUUGCAGUAGCAGAAUCUAUACCCAUUGAAUCCACAACUAGUGAAGGUUUAGCUCUAGCUGGUAGACAAUUGGGAUACCCCUACAUGUUAAAAUCAAGAACAAUGGCUUACGAUGGUAGAGGAAAUUUUGUAGUUAAGAGCGAGGAAUCAAUUCCAAAAGCCCUUGAGUUUUUGAAAGAUAGACCAUUAUAUGCCGAAAAAUGGGCUCCAUUUACUAAAGAAUUGGCUGUUAUGAUUGUGCGUUCCAUUGAUGGUCGUGUGUUUUCAUACCCAACCGUAGAGACAAUUCAUAAGGAUAACAUCUGUUUCCUAUGUUAUGCACCAGCAAGAGUUCCCGAUUCCGUUCAAUUAAAGGCCAAACUAUUAGCAGAAAAUGCAGUUAGAGCUUUUCCCGGUUGUGGUAUCUUUGGUGUUGAAAUGUUCUAUUUAGAAACAGGGGAAUUGCUCAUCAACGAAAUUGCACCAAGACCUCAUAAUUCUGGUCACUAUACGAUUGAUGCCUGUAUUACUUCACAAUUUGAAGCACACCUAAGAGCUAUCCUAGACUUACCAAUGCCCAAGGAUUUCUCCUCUCUUUCUACAUCUUGCACCAACGCCAUUAUGCUCAACGUGCUUGGAGAAGAUGUAAAGAAUCAAGAAUUACAGACUUGCGAAAGAGCGUUAGAGACCCCAGGUGCCUCUGUGUACCUGUACGGUAAGGAAUCAAGACCUAAGCGCAAAUUAGGUCACAUUAAUGUGGUUACUUCAUCCAUGGAGGAGUGUGAAAGACGUCUUUCAUUCAUUACUGGCGAGACUUCUGAGCCAGUUAAGAUCACUGUAGCUCAAAAGAUAGAUUCGGAAUCCAAUGGGAAACCUGUUGUCGGCAUUAUUAUGGGUUCCGAUUCAGACCUACCAGUAAUGUCCAAGGCAUGUGCUAUUCUUGAAGAAUUUGAGGUCCCAUUCGAAGUGACAAUCGUUUCUGCUCACAGAACCCCUCAAAGAAUGAACAAAUAUGCAUCAGAAGCCUCUUCUCGUGGUCUAAAGGCCAUCAUUGCAGGUGCAGGUGGUGCUGCCCAUCUACCUGGUAUGGUUGCCGCUAUGACUCCUCUACCAGUUAUCGGUGUACCAGUGAAAGGCUCCUCCCUAGAUGGUGUCGAUUCCCUACAUUCCAUUGUACAAAUGCCUAGAGGGGUGCCUGUAGCUACAGUGGCAAUCAACAAUAGCACCAACGCAGCCCUGCUGGCAGUCAGGUUCAUCGGUGCUUUCGAACCAAAGUACCAUAAGAAAAUGCAACAGUACCUGUUAAAACAAGAGGUAGAAGUGCUAGAAAAGGCUAAAAAAUUGGAAAAUUCUGGUUACAAGAAUUACAUGGGCCUUGAGUAA